Messenger RNA from Saitoella complicata NRRL Y-17804, 1988 nucleotides. RefSeq lists its product as uncharacterized. The transcript has 3 exons. The record is from RefSeq and is a predicted model, not a curated record. Bases 28 to 1725 code for a protein of 565 amino acids. NCBI's taxonomy places the organism in Eukaryota, Fungi, Ascomycota, Saitoellomycetes, Saitoellales, Saitoellaceae.
AGUCGGUACACGAAGGACGCGACAUCAAUGGUUGACGAACAGACACCGCAGCCCGCAGCUGCUUCAGAAGUGACGACUUCACUUACUGAUCCGUCGAAGAAGCGGAAGCGCGAUGAUGAGAAUGGCGCGUCUAAGAGCAUUGGUCCUAAUACCUUUCGCGAUUUUCAUCGCGUGUUCUCAGAACAACGCGGUGGAUCGCUCGUGAUAAACACCACCCUCCGCCCACCAGCACCCUCAGGUCAACCAGCCCCUACAACCACUCCCUCCGAAACCAUCUCCUCCAAACUCCUCAAAGCCGCCUACAAAUCCCUCAACGAGCUCGAAGCCGACAUCAACUACUCCGCCCGAGUCUUCGCAAACACCCUCCCCACCACAUCCCGACGCUACCGUGACGCUGACGCGUUCUACAAAUAUGCCAAAAGCUUGAUCGCGAGGGAGCAGGCGAAGGAUGUUAAGGUUGUUGCGACGCAGGAGGGGGUUGAUACGCUUGCGCCUGGACCGAAGAAUCCGCCGCAGCAGCCGUUGAUGAGGCCGGAGGAGAAGACGGUGUUGACUGUUCUCAGUGGGGCACAGAUGCUUUUCUCCUCUGUCACUAAGAGGGCGACAUUAGAUGAGAGACCACUGGAUGUCACGAACUACGGCGCCCGAUUCGCGGAAGCAACGAAAAUCGUCCCGAUGGCGCCAGUCCCCAAUACCGCGACCCUGGGCAGCGUCGCCCCCGAUUUCUCGAAAGCGGCAAAGGAGAAGGAUGAAGACGAUGUGAAGAAGUUGCCGAAUGCAAAGUGGAUAGGGUAUGACCCGUAUGCGACGUUUGGGCCUGUGAUGGAGCAGGGUGGGGCGUCGUAUGGUGCGGAUGUAAACAGUAUGGUGUGGUGCGAGACGAGGGGGAGGAAGGCGUUGAGGAAGGUACUCGGGAUUGAGGAGAAGAAGGAGGACAAGGUUGGCGCGGAUGAGAAGGCGGCGGUGGAGGAGUACAAGGAGCCGGAGCCGGUGGAGAUUGAUGAGAAGUUGAUUCUGGCAUGGGAGCCUGAACCUGAGCCAAAGCCGACUGCUACUCCUUCAGUACUGGUACCAACACCAACAUUCUCACCUCUCUCCCAAAUCACCACCCUCCUCAAAGAACUUCGAGACCUUCAAUCCUCCCGCCUCGCCCUCCCCACCCCAAAGGACUCCCAACCCCUGCCCCCAUCCCGCGAGGAAAAAGAACUCGCCACACGCAUUCAAACCCUCAUCGUGGACACUAUCGCUUCCCACCCGGAACUCACCCCGGCAGCACUCUUACCCGUCGAGUCCGUCCCGUUCCCGACAAAAGCAGUCACGAUACCGACCCUGGAAAAGAGCUACAUCGGCUCCCUCUCAAACCUCUCCGAAGCCGCACCCCCUGCCCCGCCGCCUCCGGUGCCUAUGCCCGCCGCCCACAGCCUUCCUAUGGCCUACCCACCUGCGACGAUGAUGUUGACUCGAGGCCAUGGUGUGCCGCCGGCGCCACCGGAGUGGGUACAAAGACAGUUGGCGAAUGGGGCGGUGUUGAUGACGCCGGGCCCGGGAAUGGGGGGGAUGACGCCGAUGGGGAUGCAGCAUGGGCCUGGGGGGAUGAUGUUGGGGAAUCCCAUGGGACCGGCGGGGACGCCGACGAGGCCUGGGGGGAUGACGAGGGGAUUGAGUGGAUUGGGUGGUCAAUUGGGGCCGAGUGGGUUGGGACCAGGGCCGGGUGUGAGGAGGUAAAUCGUCCUUGUGUGGUAUAUAGAGGACAGGACUACCAUCAUACAACACAUCCGUGGUUUUUUGGGGAGGGGUUGCGUCGCGUUGGUUCUACGGUAUAUGAGUCGUGCACGAGAGUGUGUUUACCAAAGAAUCUUAUUGUUUCUCAGUCAGUAUCACCAAGAACUCAAAAGAAAGAGAAAUGUAAAAACAUCCAAUGGUGCACUCCUCAGUCAAAAAGCACCUCCCGAUACACGUUUAGUUCCCAGCGCUGAAGGGGCUAACAC